Molecule: messenger RNA, 3421 nt
Organism: Daphnia magna
Lineage: Eukaryota; Metazoa; Arthropoda; Branchiopoda; Diplostraca; Daphniidae
Exons: 3
Coding region: 899-1786 (295 amino acids)
Source: RefSeq, a predicted model, not a curated record
AAAGAAGAAAAGAAAAAAGGUGUCUGGAGAAAGAGAGAGAAAAAUUGAAAAAAAAAAAGUACGUUGACCUUGGAACACUGACGUCACGGCGAAUCUUAUGCAAAUCAAUCGGUGCUUUAGAUCACGACCACAUCGCAGUUUUUGACCACGUCUUCUUAUUUAUUAAGCAUAACCUAAUUGAAAAUGAAAUGCUAUUAAGUAAAUUUGGAUGUAGCGGUGCAUGUUAAAAAAAAAAAUCCCCUCCCUACUCAUCCUCCUCCUGUUGUGAUGGGUGUGUAAGCCCCUCCCCAGCUAGCAAAAAAAAAAGAAAAAAGGGGGAAGCUAUAUCUCCUUUUUGUUGCCCCCGAGCCCCUCGCGGCCAAAUGACGCACUACCAGUAGAGGAUAGAGGGAGCAAAAGAGAAGCAAGGGUGGAGAAAUAAGAAAAAAAAAAGCGAUGACGACGCCACCAAACAACCGAAAGUCUACUGCUACCCAACCCCCUCUUUUUUUACCCGUGUGUCUCAUGGCAGGGCAUAAAAUCCCCCUCGCAUCGAACAUUUCAACUCAGACAGUCGCCAACAAGCGUAGAGUGAACAUUAUCGCUAUCGAACCACACAGUUUCAAGCCUCUGUUCUUUCCCUCCGUUCGAUUCGCUCGUUUCCCGCGUGAACGUUUUUCUAUCUCCCGCCCCAAAUUUUUUUUGUCUUCUCCUCUCGCAUUCAAGUUCGACAGGAUUAUUCCAUGUGUACUUGUGUGACUGUGCAUUGAUUAUUCUAGGCGACAAAGUGUAAUGGUGAAAUCUUUUUUCGUACGGCAGAACUGAAAUUAGAUUUUCAAACAGACGUAAACAUUUCAGGAAAACGAAAGAAAAAAAACAAACAGACAAUUAUUGAAGAAACUCAUUUCUGCAUCAACAAAUGGUGCUCUCAGUGUUGUUGAACGCGGGUGCCGUCCCUCUAUCUUUCGACGAACAGAAUCAUUACCAUCCGACCACGUCCGUUGCAUCCAUUCCGUCCGCCGCCGGCCAUUAUUCGUCGUCAACUUCUUCUUCGCCAGCUAAUCCCGAAUACGUGCACUAUCUCGAAGAGUUGGUCGGUGAAUUGAGUGGAGUGUUUGCCACUUUUAUUCAUCAGAAUCCACCGCCUUCUUCACCAACGUCCCUUACCGACAUGUAUCACCAGAGGGCCAACACCUGCAGAUCUUCCCCAUCAGGAUUGUUACCAGACGUGAUUCCAAAACUUGGCGCAUCAGACAAGUGGAGCUGCUCAACACCUCCGUCGUCGGCUGAAGAUUUGCGGAUGCGGCGCGGAAUGGCGCCGAUGCGCUUCCGGCUGGACAGCGUCGGCUCUUCAGUGCCGUCUGCCACGUCGUCGGCCGUAUCGACGCCUACCAGCGCCACAUCAUUUUUCACGUCGUCUACUGCCACGUCACCUUUGGCCUUUGACCUCCUGCCAAGUCCGACGACCUCGUCGUCGACCGUCAGUUUCUUCGCCGAUUAUCCGCCGCUCUCGUCCGACAUGUCCGAACACCUCCAUCGGACCGAUCUCGACGCGUCGCUACCUGUCGACGCAACCGAUGCUGCCGACGCUUCGGCCGCUGAUUGGCGCCAAGUUGGCCGUGACCUGCGUGGCAUUGCCGACCAUUUCGCAUCUACCCGUCGAUCACAGAACUCUGCGACGGGAUGUCAGCAAUGGUCUCUGCUUUCUACAGUGCUGUCUAGCAGCUCUUUUAAAUCUGCCGGACCCCUGGUGUCUGCCUUGGCCGUCUACCUUUGGUGGAAGCUGGUCAGACGUCUGACUGCGUGAAUAGUCCAGUGGGUUCAACGAGCGUCGCACGGCCAAUUGUUUCCGGACCCGCUUUUGCUCCAUUGUCUUUCACGUCAACUGUGUGGAGUGAGAGGACCCUCCCCCCGCCUUUCCCGAUUCUGCCCCGUUUCUUGAUUUAUCUUUCCAUUUUUUUUUUCUUUUCGCUAGUGACUGUUUGAUUCAUUUCCCGCCGCCACCUACAGAAGUUCAACCGCUUUAGUUUUCUUUCUUUUUCGACUGAUUUAUUAUUUGUUCUGUCUCUAGCAUUCCCACUUUAACCAUCUUUACUGCGUGUAUUAAACAAAACAAAACAACUUAUUCCUCCCCUCUUUUUUUUUCGUGAAUUCACUAAUUUUUUUUUUCGUCUUCCAAGUCUUUGUUUAUUUUUUCUUACGCACAUCCCAAAGUUCUCGCGGAGUUUACGCAUCGACUCCCUUCGGCUUUUUCACGUCUGAUCUCACAGAAUAAUUCGAUUGAGAGAGAAGAGCGAUUUAUUAUAUGUAAAAUGUACACAACGAUCAGUAAGCAGAAAAAGAAAAGAAGAAAAAAAAUGGAAAAUUUCAAAAAAAAAAAAAAAAAAUUGUUUCACGAUUCAAUUGCCAGAAAUCAAUUUCACGAAUUUAGGUUAACAUUUCUCUUAUAUUCCCCCUCCCGAUUUUUUUGGUUUUUUUUUCUAGUCUUUUGAGUUUCGUUUAAUUUUGUUUUCUUUUUUCUUUCUAUUCUUUUUGCUUGUAAUAACACAUAACGAUUUGCAUAUCCAUCAUUUUUUUUUUCUUUCACACUCGUAUGGGUGUUGUUGGUUUCAAUUCUCUACCCAAUCUCAUUUUUUUUUUCGGAUCCACCACCAAUUUUUCAAAUCGGUUUUUUUGUUUUUGUUUUUCUCAUAUCUUUUUUUUUAAUAUCCAUUGAAAAUGAUCUCUUGACCUCUAAUCAAAAAAAAAAAAUAAUAAGGAAAAAACAGACAAUACGACCGACUUGUUUUCGUGUGUGUGUUACGUUGUUGGUUUUUUUUUCUUUUUGAAGAAAAAAAAUCAUUUUCUUUAUGAAGAGGUUGUGCGUGCGAGUUUUUUUUCUUUUUUGUUCUGCCGAUUGCGUGUGGUGUUUCUUCUCUCAUUCUCUCUCGUGUUUAUCCGUGUACAUAUUAUGAUAGCCCUUUUUUUUUUGUUUUGUUUUAUCGCUCAUCGUGUGUGUCUGUUUUGCCUCCCUCUUUCCAUCAAAUCUCGCCCACAACUCGGCAUUAUUGAAUCGCUACCGCCGAGUUGUGAGCGGCGUUUCAACAGGCUACCCGCCAGUCUUUCAAAAGUGGACAGAGUGUGAGAUCUAAACAAACAAAACUUGAAAAACAAAAAAGAAAAGGACAUAUUUCGCGUUUUAAAUAAUCGAAAAAUCGAUUGAAUCGAUCGUCUUAUUUUUUUCUUUUGAGUUUUGUUUACAUUUCAAGUUUCCCACCUGCUUCGUCUUUCUCCCAUUAGAUUUGUGCUCUAUUUGAACAGCAUAACCAUUUAUUGCGUUUUAUUUCAUACACAUAUGCAAAAGAGAGAAUUAAUUACGUCGAUGGGAGCAGCGACUGUGUCGCAUAAAUUACGACCAUCGCUCUUCAAUGUACAUUGAAAUACAAACGAAAACAAACAAAAA